AUUUGUAUUUCCACUUCAAACAGAAACGAACCGUCUUUCUUUCUCUCUCUUCUGUUCUCUCUGUGUUAAAGGUCAAAACUCAUAAAGCCAUCAUCAUCAACAACAACCACCACGAACGACUCCCCCAAACGACGUCGUUUUUAGUCUUCUUCUUUUUUGCCUCAAUUUCUUCGCCGGAUUCUUAUGCUAUUUCCGAUCGCUUGGUCGACGGGGACCAUUCUCCCGGUAACUUCCCGGUUGCUGGUUAACUUAAACAAGGUCUUACUAUCUGACUAUGAAGAACAACCAUAACAAGGCUAAUAAUAACUCCAAUUCCAGCAAUGGCUUUCUUCCCAAUUCUUUGAGAUUCAUUUCUUCUUGUAUUAAGACCGCAUCUUCCGGUGUUCGCUCAGCCAGCGCCUCCGUCGCUGCUUCUAUUUCCGGCGACCCAAACGCCCAUAAAGACCAGGUGCUGUGUGCUUGCGUUGACAAGCUAGAGCUUGGUCCAUCUUUUGUUAAACAUGUUCUCUUACUCGGCUAUUCCAAUGGUUUUCAAGUCCUGGAUGUGGAAAAUGCCUCCAAUGUCGGUGAACUCGUUUCGAAACGCGAUGAUCCAGUUACAUUUUUGCAGAUGCAGCCUCGCCCUGCAAAAUCCAAGGAUGAUGAAGGAUUCACAGCAUCACAUCCUUUACUUUUGGUUGUUGCAUGUGAUGAGUCACAAAGCUCAGGUCUGAUGCAAAAUGGGAGAGAUGUGUUGGCCAGAAAUGGUUAUAGUGAACAUCAAAUUGGAAACCCUAUUUAUUCUCCAACUGCUGUUCGGUUUUACUCACUGAGGUCUCACAAUUAUGUCCAUGUAUUGAGAUUUCGCUCAACUGUGUAUAUGGUUCGAUGCAGUCCACAAAUAGUGGCUGUUGGUCUUGCAUCACAAAUAUAUUGCUUCGACCCGGUCACUCUUCAGAGUAAAUUUAGUGUCCUCACUUACCCAGUCCCACAGUUGGGAGUCCAAGGAAUGGUUGGGGCCAAUAUUGGCUAUGGGCCCAUGGCCGUUGGUCCAAGAUGGUUGGCUUAUGCUUCAAAUAACCCACUGCAGUCAAAUGUGGGACGGCUAAGUCCACAGAGUCUUACUCCACCUGGUGUCAGUCCAUCAACAUCACCCAGCAAUGGAAGUUUGAUGGCUCGAUAUGCUAAGGAAUCUAGCAAGCAAUUAGCUGCUGGGAUAUUAAAUUUGGGUGACAUGGGUUAUAAAACUUUGUCUAAAUACUAUCAAGAACUUGUACCCGACGGUUCUGGCUCGCCUGUUCCAUCAAAUUGUAGCUGGAAAGUAGGUCGUGGGCAUUUGACAGAAUCAGAUAUUGCUGGAAUGGUUGUCGUGCAAGAUUUUACAUCAAAAGCUAUUGUUUCACAGUUUAGAGCUCACACCAGUCCAAUUUCUGCUCUUUGUUUUGACCCAAGUGGAACACUUCUUGUUACGGCCUCAAUUCAUGGCAACAAUAUCAACAUUUUUCGAAUUAUGCCUUCCUGCUCACACAUGGGUUCAGGCACUCAAAAUUAUGACUGGAGCACUUCUCAUGUGCAUCUUUACAAGCUUCAUCGAGGCAUGACAUCUGCUGUAAUUCAGGAUAUUUGUUUUAGUCAAUAUAGCCAAUGGGUUUCCAUUAUUACUUCCAGGGGGACCUCACAUAUUUUUGCUCUUUCUCCCUUUGGUGGUGAGGCUGUUCUUCAAGUACAUAAUUCUCCUGCCGAUGGGCCUACUCUAUUACCAAUUCUGUCUUUACCCUGGUGGUCUAGUUCAUCUUUCACCGUGAAUAAGCAAUCUUUUUCUCCACCACCACCACCUGUAACCCUUUCUGUUGUUAGCAGAAUAAAAAACAACAGUUCUGGUUGGCUGAAUACUGUUAGUAAUGCUGCAUCAUCAGCAGCAGGAAAGAUGCUCUUGCCUUCUGGGGCUAUGACUGCUGUAUUUCAUAGUUGUGUGCCUCAUGAUUUGCAACCUGGCCAUGCUAAGGUGAAUUCUUUGGAGCGUCUGUUGGUUUAUGCUCCAUCUGGUCAUGUAAUUCAAUAUAAUUUACUUCCAUCAGUGGGGGGAGAGUCAACUGAAUCUGCUUCAAGAACUGGGCCGGGUUCUUCCCUUCAGAUGCAGGAUGAUGAAUUGAGAGUGAAAGUGGAACCUGUUCAGUGGUGGGAUGUUUGUCGAAGGACUGAUUGGCCUGAAAGAGAAGAAUGCAUUUCUGGGAUUACAUGCAGGAAACAGGAAGCUAUGGAGAUGGUCAUGGAUGUUUCUGAUUGUGAAGAUAAUGAUACGAGGGAUAAGGAAUUGGUAAAACCUCAUGAAAAAUCUCAUUUAUAUAUCUCCAAUGCUGAGGUCCAAAUAAGCUCUGGAAGGAUACCAAUCUGGCAAAAUGCAAAGAUAUCUUUCUUUACGAUGAGUCCAAUGGAGGCUAAUAACAUUACUGAAGAUUCAUCUGCUGGGGAAAUUGAAAUAGAAAAACUUCCUGUUCAUGAGGUUGAAAUUAAGCGAAAGGAUCUCCUGCCUGUUUUUAAUCAUUUCCCUGUUGUGCAUUCCAAUUGGGGUGACAGGGCCCUUGUUGGGUCGCAUUCUUCUGUGGAUUCUCAUGAAGCCAAAGAAAACUUUUCAGAAACUUCAGUUAUUUCCCAUGCUAAGUUAGCAUCAACUGGAUCAUUUGAACAAUCAGAUGGACUUUUUGGGGAUUGUUAUUCAUCGAAUCAUCAAUCUGGCAUUCAAGGUAACGGAGAAAAAAGUGGCAGAUUCAUAUUCGCCUUGCGUCUACAGAACCAAAGCUCUACAAACAAAGAUUUAGUUUCAUGCUCUUCCAGACAAUCUACUUCGAAUGUUUCUCAUGAUGAGGACUGUAAUUUUUCAAAUGGACUAUCUACUUUAACAGACAACUCACUGCCUGCUGAUAGAACUAUUUCAAAAGAGGUUCGGUCAUUUGAUGGUGGUGGGCCAACUGAAGGUUCAAACGUGAGUUCCAACCGUUCGGAUUUGACUAUGAACAGUCUUGAUGAGGGGCCAGUACAUGAUUCACUGGAUUUUGAACAGUAUUUUCAAGAGGGCUAUUGUAAAGCAUCUGCUGAGAGUGACUGUCCUGAAUCAACUGAAGUUGUCACCGAUGUGGACAGCAGCAGCAGUCCGUGUGGAGAUAAAUGUGAAGAGGAUGGCGACAAUGAUGACAUGCUUGGUGGUGUAUUUGCUUUCUCUGAGGAAGGAUAAGGUACCCUUUUCUCUGUGCAUAUCCGAACAUGUGAUGAAGUUGUGCAAAUUUUCUGUGUAGGCCUUUGAAAAUGUUUUUAGUGCGGUUGGCCCCUAGUAUGGAGUUUGGACAGAUCUAAUUGGUAUUUCAGGUUUAUUUUCUUUCAACAAUCGAAAUGCUACUUCUGACUGUUUGAUCCAAGAAACGAUAAAUUAAAAAAUUCAUCAAAAAUUGCUGCUCUGGGGCAGCCAACCUUCUUCCCUUUUCUUCUAAUUAAUUCCGUGUAAAUAAUGUAAAUUGAAAAUUCAUAGUAGAAAAAUGUUGUGUGGACGAUGGAUUCACGGAUUCUUUCCUCUAUGCUGUGUAACAUUAUUAUUCAUUCUUCAAAGUAAAGAAAAAAAAAAUAGAAAUAAAAGUGUACGUAUUUUGUCAUCA
Messenger RNA from Humulus lupulus (European hop), 3626 nucleotides. Its product is annotated as autophagy-related protein 18h. The transcript is spliced from 9 exons. The record is from RefSeq and is a predicted model, not a curated record. The coding region runs from base 275 to 3211 and encodes 978 amino acids. Gene Ontology annotation, biological process: autophagy; response to starvation. Gene Ontology annotation, cellular component: cytoplasm. Gene Ontology annotation, molecular function: protein binding. NCBI's taxonomy places the organism in Eukaryota, Viridiplantae, Streptophyta, Magnoliopsida, Rosales, Cannabaceae.